Blastomyces dermatitidis ER-3 is the source of this 450-nucleotide messenger RNA. RefSeq lists its product as uncharacterized. The transcript has a single exon. The annotation marks the transcript as partial. NCBI's taxonomy places the organism in Eukaryota, Fungi, Ascomycota, Eurotiomycetes, Onygenales, Ajellomycetaceae. The record is from RefSeq and is a predicted model, not a curated record.
AAGAAAUCAGAUUUUUUCAUCCCUCCAAGCCGGUGGGUGGGGGUGUCGGGAUUGCUUUUAUCCUCUAGUUUAUCCUCUAGUUUACAUCCAGCGUAGGUACGGUACUAGGGGUACCUCCAAAAGCUGGAGAGAGCUGUCCAAAACGCAGCCGAGAUUGAAGUGCAAAGUGCAGCGGAGUGUGGAGCUGGGCUCGGAGCUCGGAGCUCGGAGCUGGGAGCUGGCAGCUGGCGUUGGCCCGCCGCCGCCAGCGGGGGCGCGCGGGGGGGUUUGUAUUAGUAAUUCGGGCCCUCGGCUUGGGGCGGGUAAUUAAUUAUCCUUCUCUUGUUUCUUUAUCCGGGGGGAGCAGGACUUGGUAGCAAGUAUCAACGGAGAAAGGAGAAGGUAGAUGCGAUAAAUGGGAUAUUAAUUAAUUGAGCGGAUAUUUAUUUAUAUAUAUAUAUUAUUAAGUGU